AUGACAGCCGAGAACUUUCACCUCACAAUUGACACCGGGAUCGUCGUGACACAGAACCAGCAGGAUCCUCUUAUCAACACAGACACUCAACUCCGUGCGCAGUCUCUACCAGCCCAUAUCCAACUCCACUCCAGUCAUCACACACACUUCCACCACCACCAACAAGUAUCACACCAAGAUCGCACUCAUCUAGACCCUGAGCGUACCAAUCGCCACAGUCGAUCUACUUCGCCCUACCACGCAGACACACAUGGCCACGGUCGAGGACACAGUCGUGGUCGUAAUGAGCACCGCGUCUCUCCGUCUCCGGAUCGCCAACCGCACGAAGUCUCUGCGAACGCACUUGCUCAAAAACUAAAAGAGCUCAAGACGGGCGAAAAGGCAGCAACAGUAACAAAAUCAAUGACGAAUAAGAGCCAGGAUCCAGAGAAGGCACCGCCUCCGUUGUUGCUAGAUCGGACGGCUCUGAUAUCGCUUGAGCUGCAACAGAGAGGGGAGGAGGUCCUUCAGGAUAUUCUGAAGAACCUUGAGAGCAAGAAGGGCGCAUUGGUAUUGACAGAGUUGGCAGAGAACAAUGAGGCGGAGGAUUCGAUGCCUGAUUCGAGUGAGAUGGUGCGGCGGCAGCAUACAUACAAGCUGAACCCUGAGCUGUUGAAGGAUAACCAUCCUUUGCAGCAGCACCAUGGUGACGCCAAUCUUCGGCACCAUUGA
Molecule: messenger RNA, 711 nt
Organism: Linnemannia hyalina
Lineage: Eukaryota; Fungi; Mortierellomycota; Mortierellomycetes; Mortierellales; Mortierellaceae
Source: the annotation of a GenBank genome assembly